This is a messenger RNA of Helobdella robusta, 3048 nucleotides long. RefSeq lists its product as hypothetical. The record is from RefSeq and is a predicted model, not a curated record. Gene Ontology annotation, biological process: GPI anchor biosynthetic process. Bases 37 to 1182 code for a protein of 381 amino acids. The transcript is spliced from 12 exons. Gene Ontology annotation, molecular function: hydrolase activity. Lineage: Eukaryota; Metazoa; Annelida; Clitellata; Rhynchobdellida; Glossiphoniidae.
AUUAAUUUCAAAUCAUCUGCGGAAUCGCCUAGCGACAUGACGUUAUUUAAUUGCAAAUUAAAAUUUUUAUUUCAGAUUUUAAUUUCUUUGAUUUUGUUACUGAUUUUUAACGAAUAUAUCGUGUAUUUUUUAGUCCUGUUAAAAUGUCAGUGGCCCACACUAACAACCUCAAUCAAAUCUUCCUCAUCCGUCAGCAGCGUGUACUCUGGCGAGUUUUUAAAAGUUAUGAUCCUGGCAGACGUUCAUCUUCUCGGGUCCCGAGAGGGUCAUUGGUUUGACAAACUAAGAAGGGAAUGGCAGAUGGAAAGAUCAUUCCAAACAUCCAUGCUAGUACACGACCCUGAUGUUGUUUUUAUAUUAGGUGAUUUAUUUGAUGAAGGAAAAUGGUGCUCCGAUGCUGAAUUCCAGUAUUACGUUAAUAGAUUUCGAUCAAAAUUUUCCACUCCAGAACGAACGAGGCUGUACGUUGUUGCUGGCAACCAUGAUAUGGGCUUCCAUUAUGCUAUAGAUGAUCACAAGAGGAUGAGGUUCAGUAAGCAUCUGUCAUCACCACUUGUCCAGUUGCUGAUUAUCAAUGGAAAUGCAUUUGUACUGCUGAAUAGCAUGGCGUUUGAAGGGGAUAGAUGUAGCAUGUGCACAAAGGCUGAAAAUGAACUCAAUGACAUCAUCAAAAAAUUCAAGUGUGCCCAAAUUAAUGGAGACGAUUGCAUGGGAAACCAGGUGACCUACAAUCCACCAAUCAUAAUGCAGCACUUCCCACUGUACAGGGAGUCAGAUGCCAACUGCAGCGGUCCAGACUCCAGUCCUGAGGAUGAAAAAUUUAUGAUGAUGAAACCGAAAUGGGACUGUCUGGAUAGGAACAUUUCUAAUAAGAUACUGACGAGUUUGAAGCCCCGCCUCGUUUUCUCAGGUCACACCCACCAUUUCUGCCUGACACACCACAACAGAAAUCAGACACCUGAGUGGACUGUUCCCUCAUUCAGCUGGAGGUACAAAAAUCUCCCCAGCUUUCUCAUGAUGUCACUAACGCCAACGGCCUACGACAUAAGCAAAUGCUACUUGCCGACGGAAAGUGCAGUCGUCAGCACGUACAAAUAUGGAGUGGCCGUCAUCUUCGUCUUCUUCCUUUUAUACAAAAAAUUCAACUGGUGUCACAGGAAAAGUGCGAAUAAAUUUGGUUGAAUGAGGUCACGAUCAAUUUUCUUUGUUUUAUUAUUUUUAUUUAUUUAUUAACACAACAUUAUAGGUUUUUGUUAUUAAAACUGUCUAUCAUUGUUACUGUUAUUAUUGUCAUCUGUUUAUGUAUUUUAUUUUAAAGUUAUUGCAUAAGAACAUUAGGUCUGUGUUCUUUUGUUUUUAAAUGACCAAAUUCACACGAAUUAUUAAUUAUAUAUUAAUUAUUAUAUUAUAUUAUCAUUAUAAUUAUACAUUGAUUGUAUAUUGUUUUCAUUUCAUAUAACCUUUCAAUGUGUUUAAUUUAAAAAAUUUUAUCUGAUAGCAUUGUGCAAGCAACUGCGUCUGUAACAAAAAUCACAACAUUACAGUCAGUAUAUAAUUAUGUACGAUUAUAUAUAUAUAUAUAUAUAUAUAUAUAUGUAUACAUACAUACAUAUAUAUGUAUUUAUAUAUAUAUUUAUGUAUAUAUAUAUAUAUAUCAUUUAUAACAGUUUGAUUUUUUGAACAUAGACAUACUUGGUUUUAUAGCUAUUGUUGCUGUUGUUAUUAAUCAAAUGAAUGAUUGUAAUCAUCAAAUAAACUGCAAAACAGAAAGAUGCAUUAGCACGAAACAAAAUAUCGUAAUAAAAUUACAAAAAAAAUAUAUAUAUAAAACCAAAGACCUACCCUCAAAUUUAUCGUGUGUGUGUCUUUGUGUCUGUGUGUGUGUGUCUGUGUGUGUGUGUCGUCGCGGCGUUAUAAUUAGAGUUAAGUGCCUUUUAUAAUCAUGAAUUGAGGUGGCACGGCAGGUAGACAUUAUUGGAUGAUUUGAAAAAAUGAAUGGCGGACUGAAAUAGUUCAACUAACUGACUGACUAGACGAAACCAUUCGUCAUUUUACAAUUAAAAAGUGAUAAACGAACGAAUACAUGUCAAUAUUUGCGUGUGUAUAUACAUACGUACGUGUGGAAGUAAUUUUAAAAAAUUAGCAUUAUCAUCGCGCCAUAGAUAUUACAAAUCGAUACUGUUGUUUGUUAGGAAAAUGAAAAAAAAACUCAAUCAAUAAAUCAAACAUUAUUUAUUAUCAUUUGUUUUGAAAUUUAACGGUCACAAACUAAUGUUUGAUGUUUGUUUUGUUCGGAUGUUGUUUGCUUUAAACUUUGUUGGCAUGUGCAUUUCAGUAGCAGCUGUUGUCAUUUCACAGAACCAACGGAUAACCAGCCAACCAACCAACGAAUCAAUCAACUGACGAAUGAGCCAAGGAUCCAAUCGCAGCAUUGGUAUGGUCCAGUGGUAGCCAGCUUUGGCUUGAUCCAUCCAGUGACCAUGGAGUCUGUUGUCAUAGUAGCCGAACUGUUGACCGGAGCCAACAACAUCUCUCUGAAGAUGAACUGAGUGGGUGACGCCGUUAUAAUGACGUCACUGUCGUUUAAUUCGUUCAACGACGGAAGUGUGGCUGAUGACGACGACGAUGAUAUGUUCAGUGACGAUGACGUUGAAAACGAUGGCUCGGUUGAUGAUGACGACGAUAGUAAUAGUUGUGAUAGAGACUGCAGAGAUGAUGGCGGUGAUGGUAAUGAUGAAGAAAGUUGGUGUAAUGAUGAUAAUGAUGAUGGAGGUGAUGAAGAAAUGGAGGAAUCAACUGCUGCCAUUAACUCCAGUGAAACAUUAUCACUCGGAAAAGAUGAUGAUGGUGAUGUAAGUGCAGACGAUGACGGUAAUGAUGAGAGGCAAUCUAUCUGGCAAAUGGCCAAGUUUGAGAGUGAUGUUUUCGUUUCAAUUAGCUGUGAACAUGCUGGCAGGGAUGAGGUCAGUAACGGUGUCGAUGAUGAUGAUGGCAAAAAUGAUAAUGAUGAUGAUAAAAGUGAUGAUGGUGAUAGCAAAAAUGAUGAUG